UGCUGGUGCCGCGGGGCGGGUCCGGGCUGGGGGGCUGCGGUUCCCUGCGCCUCCGCCCCGCCGCAGCGGGGGCGGGCGGGGGCUUCCUGCCGCCGCCUGGCAGAGCCGCCCGCGCCGCGCCAUGGAGCGGCCCCGGCUCCCGCUGCCCCGGCUCCCGCUGCCCCGGCUCCUGGCCGCCGCAGUGCUCGUGGAAUGCUGUGCACGGCUUUGCCCAUCCCUGGGCAGCGGGACAGGCUCCACCCUGAGCGCUGCCGACCCCUGCGCCCACCUGGGCCCCGCGACGAGGGAGCGCUGCCAGACAGGUCGCCCGCAGCGAGGAGCUGGCACAGGGCAGGCGCCCACACCAGGGGCUGUGGGGCACCUGUGGACUGAGGCUGAACUGCUGCCCUCCCCUGGGACCCCCUCCGGGCCAGACGAGCUCUCCAGCCCGCAGGAGAGCCCCAGGCCGGGAAGGGAGGGGGCAGUGUGGGGUGGUACAAACAGAGAGCCCCUGGGGCCCUCGGCCUCUGCAGGCAGCACUGAACAGGCAGCAGGCAGGGAGCAGCCAUCCCCUGCCAGCCUGGGGCUGGCCAGUGCAGGGGCCCCAGCACACACAGAUCCUGCAGCCACGCAGCCCCCGGGCACUGACCCUGCAGGACAUGGGACCUCAGAAGGUGCCACCACUGUGCAGGGGACACCUUCACAUUCACCACCCUCUGCGACAGUGCCAGGUUCUGCCAGGGGACAGUGGAGGGCCAGCAGCACCCUGCUGGGAUGGAGGGCCACUGGGCCAGUCCUUGUGCAGAGCCAGAAUGGCCCUGUCCAGCUGGGUGACAGCAGCCCAGGGACCCGCCCGAGCACCGUGCUGGCCCCUGACAGCUCAGCACCAGGGACAACAGGGACAUCAACCUUUGCUGGGGGGCUGCAGAGGCUGCUGACCCCCACAGGGACACUGCAGAGGACACACUGGGGGCUGUCAGGAGGACAGGGCUUUGCUUCCCGCCCCCGCUCUGCCCCUCGCCCCUCUGCACUGUCCCCUGGGCCUGGUGGGGGCCCUGUGGCCAGCACAGCCUGGCCAGCAGUGAGGACAGGCCCAGCCUUGCUGCCUGCCACACACAGGGGCUCAGGUCUGCCUCUCCCCACCACCAUGGCCAGCACCCCCGGGGGGACAUCUCCUGGCAGGGGAGAAGCCCUGGACCUGACCACAGGGGUCUUGGGCCCACCUGACAGGGAGGGUCCCCCUGAGCCCAGUCACAACCCCCUGAGCCCUUCAGCCAUCCCGGGACAGCCCUCUGCUCCCCUGGCCCCUGGCAGCACUGCUGUGGCACAGGCUGGGGUGACACACACCAGUGCUGGAUCCUCCCACAUCCCCCCGUCCCCAGAGUCUGCCCCAGCCCGUGGCUCUGCAGUGACCCUGCUGUCGACCCCGCUGCCUUCCCCAGGGACCGGCUGGGGGCUCCUGGGAUUUGGCCCCACUGUGGGCACUCCCCUGGGACACCCCUCCCCAGGGCUGCCCCAUUCCAGCCCCAGGGUGGGUCCUGCUGGGAGCCCUCCAUCCCUGGGGGGGUCCCAGGUGGGGGUGGGCAGCCUGGCACCCCCCUCAGCACCUGGGCCUCCCCAGCAGCCACCUUCCUCCCAGCCUGUGUCUUCCCUGGGACCGACCCCUGCCACUGGCGUCACCACCACCAGUGUCACUGCCACCGUCACAGCUGCCACCAGCCCAGAAAGGCUCGGGGACAUGGGGACGGUCACAGCAGAGCCACGUGCUGCUGUGCCUCAGGGGGAUGUGGUGGGGCUGACGUGGGGGGCCCCAACUCAGGAGCCCACUGUGAUGCCCGGGCCCCCCCAGGAGCCCACAGAUUCCCCUGGGUGGGGCCCUGGGUCCUCCCCAGCUGCUGUGGACACAGACCUGGCCCUACCAUCGAGCAGCCCCGGAGGGAGGACAGACACUGACACCCCGCAGGUGACACUGGUUGAGGUGGGCAGGGCCCCACAGGUGUUCAUCGUAGACGAUCAGCCGCCGCUCCUGAGAGCACCCCUCCUGCGCAUCCCCUGUGAGCUGGUGCUGGACAUGGGCUUCGUCCCGGCGCUGCAGGACCCCGGCUCCCCCGAGCGCCAGGAGCUGCUGCAGAGCUUCAACCAGACGGUCCCUCCGCUCUUCCGCUCCGUGCCCGGCUUCCUGCGGCUGGAGGUGACGGCCAUCAGGGAGGGCAGCGUGGUGCUGACCUACGACGCGCUCUUCGCGGCCGAGCAGCUGCCGGUGCCGGGGCUGGACGAGCUCCUCGGGGCCGCGCUGGGCCCUGCCCGUGCCCCGGCGGGGCUGGCGGGGCUGGGCCCCGUCCUGCGCCACGCGGCUCCGGCGCGGCCGCUGGAGCCCUGUGCUGCGCUCUUCGCCUGCCCGCCCGGCUUCGCCUGCGUGCCCAGGGCGGACGGGAACGCGACCUGCACCUCCCUGUGCCACCGCGGCUACUGCAAGAACCACGGCAUCUGCUCGCACGCCCGGGGCCACCAGCCCCGCUGCCAGUGCCCCGCGGGCAGCGAUUUCUGGUUCAUGGGGCUGCGCUGCGACUACCGGGUGACACAGCAGAGCCUGCUGGGCGUGGCGGCCGGGGUCCUGCUCAGCAUCGUCCUCCUGGGCGCCGUCCUCGCCGCCAUCGCCGUCCGCCGCUUCAAGGCGCUGCUGCUGGAGGCCAGGGCCGAGCAGACCCGCAGCAGCUACCGCCGUUUCUGCCGCCUGGACGAUGUCUCAGCCCAGUACUGGUCGCGCUCGGGGCUGCCCUCGGCCAGCUCUCUGGACAACCCGGCCUUCAGCAACUCGGAGGAGCUGCUGCAGCUGCAGGUGCUGGAGGGCGCCUGCUGCGGCUGCCGGGGGGACUCGGCUGUCCCCGCUGGAGCCAAGCGGGGCCCGACGCCCUGCGCCCACCCGCGCUGCCGGCCCAGUUUCCACUAUGACUGGGACACCAGCUCCAGCAGCAUGAACGACCCCAUGGUGGACUCGGGGAAAGCCAGUGACAUCUCCGUGUCGAGCUGGCCCCUGGAGCCCACACAGUGGGCUCCCUUCCCUCUCCUCCAGCAGCUUUCCAGGCAGCGACCGCACAAGGCCCGCUGGCCGCAGUCCGUCUGCGAGGGGCUGGAGCUGGGCACGCUGGAGCGCAGCUGGACAGCCUGAGGCCACGGCAACACACGGCAGCGAGUUCAGCUUUUAAACCAACCACAUUUUAUUUCCACGUAACGAGCUCAGUGAAGGAAUUCCACACACUUGGACGAUACAAUCAACGCGGGUGUGAUGUCAGUGAUGUCAGUCCCAGCGGGGCGGGGGCCCGGAGAGCCCCGGCCCCGGUUCCUGUCCGCGCCUCGCGAGCUCUGGCUGGGACUGCAGACUCCAGAGCAGGCAGAUACAGAGAGGUGUCAGGACACACAGUGCUGGCAUCCACCAGGUCAGGACUUAGAGGGCGGUGUGGGCAGGAAGGCUGGCAGUUCUGGAGGGCACGUCACGCCCUGGACGCGGCUCUGCCCCACGGCCGCCACAGGACGAGCUCAGCCCCGCCGCAGGCAGACACGGAAGCGCCGCUGCGUCGUUCAUCGUGAUUCGUGUCAAUGAGGUAUAAACACCAGGAUGUCGUAAGCAUUAAAGUUUAUUUUCCAAAAUGCUCUCCUUAUUCGCACGUGUCCUCUGGAGCAUCGAGCUGGGCACAAAUGGUGGGGGCUGGAAAUGGGGCGCUGCACGGAGGGCAAGGGGUUCCAAAGGUGCUCGGAUAGAAAAGGAAAAGCAAGCUGCAGUUCUACACUUAGACUCUCAUAGUCUCAGAGGGGGCACGUUGAGGGAGAUUUUUGCUAGAAUAAAAUGCAGAUCUCUUCAUAAAAAAAUCAGUUUGCUAAAAGAAAACUCAGCCUAUGGGAAUACAGAGCUAUCGGAUCGGUCGAUAUUCUCAUCGUAUAGAAAACAGCCUACAAAUAAAGUCACAAAAAAUAGACAGUUAUAUGCUGAGCAGCCAAAAACAUCAUGAUUUAUUAAUAUCUGGAGAAACUUCAUAAUUCAAACACAACCAAACUGUACAUUUUACAAUCACAUUCUAUUUGUAAACAGUUAAAAGCCACUGACUUCUUUUGCAUCUUCGGACACAAACAUUAGAAUCAAGGCAAUGAAAUGAUGGCGAUUUCUGCACUGUUAAAAUUUUUACCCUUGCCUAGUCUGGAAUUCAUGGACUAAACAAGCAUUCAAUAAUACCUUUUGUGGCAAGAGGAUGUAACUCGUUCACUUUUGCGAGAAAGUACUUGCGAGAACUUUUUCAACAUUAAAACUGGAUACACACACGAUCUGUAAGCCCAGCCCGUGGUUACAGGAUGCAUAGUUACUCAGGUCGCUCGGGGACACGGCCCCACGGUAACACAGUCACAGAGCAGGAACAGCCACUCGAUGGGAUUACAAAAACUCGGAUAACUACGGAUUAUUAGCAAACCACCACCACUCACUAAGAAAAGACAGCGUCAAAAGCAGAAUGUCCAACUCCAGCUUGAAGCGUUUUUUUUUUUGGCAGAGAAAAGUCUUACAGAGCAAUAAGUAUUAUCAGUGCUAAAAGUUGAGUUUUUUUUUUUUUUCCUAUAAGAAACUACAAGGAGUUUUUACUGGGGAACUGGUUUUCCUGAGAGCCAUGCUCUUUGAUUUAGGAUACAGGAAUAGAAAACAAAAGGACAUGGCCAAACACUGUUCGUUAUUCCCAGAGAUAGAAAGCAUCUUUUUCAUUCUCAAUUUUUUUUUUUUGUCUUUUUAAAAAUUUUUAAAAUGAUGGAAGAGUAAACAUUUUUCUCAAAAAACAAAAAAAAUAUUCUGUAAACAAGAAGGUGCCAACACAGGCACCCCCAAAACAAAAUUGAAAGCCUAUUGAAAGUGCAGGACCCCCCUGGCUUGCAGGCUGGGUUGCAAGUCACAGCUGUGGCCACAGUUUUUUAAACUGCAGAGCUAAAUUCUUUAGUUUUAUACAUGAAAAAACUGGUGCAAUACUUUCAUUCAUAAUCCUAAGUCAGUAUCCUAACUCGAUCUUGGAACGCCACGACACCACGAGCAGGUAGGCAAACAUCAAGGCAUAGUAGAGAGCGCACACUGUUUGUAGGAACAUCCUUGAGUAAACACUUACACGUGAGCUGCUGCCACCCACGGCCACCGCGGGGAGCAGCAGUCAGUGCAACGUCAGAAAAGCUCAUACUCCAACAUCAUCAGCAAAAUGCAAAUAAAAAGGAAAAAAAAAAAAAAAAAAA
Molecule: messenger RNA, 5235 nt
Organism: Prinia subflava (tawny-flanked prinia)
Lineage: Eukaryota; Metazoa; Chordata; Aves; Passeriformes; Cisticolidae
Product: nascent polypeptide-associated complex subunit alpha, muscle-specific form-like
Exons: 11
Coding region: 122-3148 (1008 amino acids)
Source: RefSeq, a predicted model, not a curated record